AUGAAACCGCUAUCCGAGAAUUCGCUUCCAUACACUGAGAGCGACAAUUCGGCCCGAGAUACGCGUCACGGGCGUAACACCACUUCCUCUUCCAUCUCAUGUCAUUCGGAUCCUUUUGGAACUUCUGGAAUUGAGGUUGAGGAUGGUGUUCAGCUACGUGACUUCUCAUCUCCCGGUCCAGUCAUGUCUCGCUGCAUGAGCCCAGACCCAACCAGAUUUGUCGCUGAGCGCCCAUCACGGCUCAACAAUGAGGACGCUGGCCUCGCUGUGCCAAAGAUCAAUGAGCCUUUAAGCGAUGACUAUGCCCAUUCCGAGUGGGAGACUGUCGCUGGAGAAGAUGCCUGUGAAAUCCAUGCCGAAUCUUCAACUCGACCGCUGAAACGUCGAGGUAACUUCAAUUUUGGGAACAAACAGCAAGCCCAGUCUCAGCCGAAUCAAAACCUCUGGGUACCGCAAACGCACAACUUUGAGCUCGUCUCACCUGGAGACCCGUCCGUGCGAAAUGUGCCGAGAUCAGCUCCCCAUUUGCACUCGUUUCACUCCUCGUCCAGCUUCUACAGCGAAUCACUUCGUAACAAAGACCCAGACACUUGCGUCCCUUGCGAUCCCGAGGACUAUCCACAGAACAAUCAUAUGUACUCUCGUGCCUCAUCCGACAGUGAUGAGGACCCUUUCAAGUAUGACACAGAUGCAUACUCGGGCUUUCUACGUUCAUCGGCCGAGCGAGAAAAUGUCGAUGAAGAGGUCAAAGUUCCUGUUCAUCGGGAGGAAAAAGCGAUCCGCCGUGUCCCCGUCCCUGAUAGACGACUACAAGGUGAAAUUUCUUCUCUUGUCAAGAACCGACCUCUCACCGGUACGGAGGGUGAUUGGCAGACUGUCACGACCGAGCAUGCCUUCGACUCGAUGCAGCAAGACUAUCACGACAGCAUUGCAAAGGGAACUGGAAGCAGUGUCGCUGAUGUAUCCGACGUGACGGAGCGUGAGCUUCAUCCUCGCUCUUACGGCUCAAGAGACAGAAUCAUUCGGCAUCCUUCUGGUAACAAUAAGUAUGGCUCUUACCGUGUUCGCACCGACAGAGGAACGAAACUCCCCGUAUCUGUCCCGCAGUACGGUGAAGGUCCUGGAACCUAUGCCUCAAAUACAACUCGCAACUUUUCCCAGGCCAAGUCGCGAUUACCUGAAUCUGCAGCUCGUUUUUCCAAUCUGUUUCGCAGGGAGCCAUCUGAGCAGACACGGUUCCAGGAGUCCAACUCGGACAAGCCUGCCCACGUUCCUCAUGAUGAUUUUCUGUCCAAGAUUCCUCGUCUUCCGUUUCCUCUUGUCAGUCUUCCCGAGGCUGCAAUGCUACAGCAGUUCAAACGACAGAGAGGUGAAGAGGAUCACAGUCAGAGUGCAGGCAAUUUUGGGGUCAGGGGAAGGUCGAACACGAUCAGCACUGCAAACUCUCCUCCUCUCCCAAAAACUCCUUCUCCUCCAAAGAGAAGCUUCUGGCCUUCGUCCACGAGUGGCGAUGUCACACGACCUGCCCGUAUUCUUCACCUUCAUCGACUGCCUCAGGCGCAUCGUCCACGUGAUUCAAAUGAUAGAGUCACUGAUAUGCUGGUCUCAUCCUCUGCUAUCCUCGAUACUCCCCCUCCUACCGACCCAAAGUCAAGCACUCAUCGUGUGUGGUAUCGAAACUUCCAGCCAAGCAUUUCAACAUGUCGCACUGGAGCACAUACUCCUGGGUUCUCCACCAGCGUCAAUAGUCGACGAGUUGGUCAUUGCCAGUCUGAGUUUGAUCCCCUCGCCGACAGCCCCUUCACUCAGAGGGAGGCUCGCCUCAUCGAAGAGGCCCGCAAAGAUAUUCGCAUCCAUCGCCGGCAUGCCGACAUGGUCGCCCAACGAGGAAAGCAAAUGUUCAUGUGGGUCAUGAUCCUCACUCUCUUCUUCCCUUUCAUCGGCCCUAUCGUGCUCUACGGCAAGCUCAACUCGACUAUAUCGUGGUACACCCACGGAGAAAUGCAGUGCCUUACCAAGGACCAGCGCGGUACUCUCAAGCAGCAACUUCUCGUUGAGGCUGUUGUCUAUCCCGCAAUCAUCAUCGCCCUUUCAGUGCACUACUCGAUUUGA
This is a messenger RNA of Fusarium fujikuroi IMI 58289, 2112 nucleotides long. RefSeq lists its product as uncharacterized. The coding region runs from base 1 to 2112 and encodes 703 amino acids. The transcript is spliced from 5 exons. NCBI's taxonomy places the organism in Eukaryota, Fungi, Ascomycota, Sordariomycetes, Hypocreales, Nectriaceae. The record is from RefSeq and is a predicted model, not a curated record.